UCCUGUGUGACGUUCAGCUGUUUUCAUGCCGCGCAUUGGCCGGUCAGAGGCUGUUAUUGACUUGUUUUUCAGUGAACCUAAAGGGUCGCGUUGCAGGGUGAGAUAGUGACAUUGCACGCGAUGAGCUCAAUAGAACAAGACGUUCUCGACUCCGGUGCAGGUGGAGGUCUCGUCAGUUCGUCGACCGUAGAAAAGUCCUCUCCGACAUCGACAUCCACUCCAAGCACGAGCACCAGCAGUGUCGUGUUUGAGGCCUCCACUCAAACGCCGACCAAUGAGACGUGCGAUUCGCCAUUGUUUUCGCAAAAGGGGUACAGUCUCAAGACGACUGGGCAUAGUCACCAAGCACUCACAAAUAUACAGAAAAUGCGACAAAGUGGGCAGCUGUGUGACAUUACGUUAAAAGUAGGAUUAGAAAAAUUUAGAGCCCACAAGGUGGUACUGGCAUCAGUUAGCCCAUACUUUUUUGCAAUGUUCAAUGGUGAUAUGAAAGAACACACACUUCCAGAAGUAGAGCUUCAUGACCUAGAUCCAACGGCGAUAGAGCUGUUGGUAGAAUACGCAUAUUCUGGCCAAAUAGUUAUCACAACAGAUAACGUUCAAGUACUUCUACCAGCUAGUAGUUUGUUACAGAUGCAAGAGGUCAGAGAAGCUUGUUGUCGAUUUCUUCUCAGACAGUUACAUCCAACGAAUUGUUUGGGGAUUAGAAGUUUUGCUGAUACACAUUCCUGUAAAGAGUUGCAUCACAAAUCGCAUAUAUAUGCUUUGCAAAACUUCCAGCAAGUAGUUUGUACUGAGGAAUUUUUACUGUUGCCAUUUGAUGAAGUAAAUGAUUUAAUUUCCAAUAGUCAAUUGAAUAUCUCUUCCGAAGAAGAUGUCUUCACAGCAGUUCUGAACUGGGUGAAGCAUGAUUUGGCUGAAAGAAGUAAACAUAUUCCUAGGUUAAUGCAACAUGUGAGACUGCCUUUAGUCAAUAGAGAGUUUUUGAUGACUCGCGUAGAUAACGAAAAACUUAUUAGAGAGAAUAACGACUGCAGAGAAUUGUUAUUAGAGGCCAUGAGGUAUCAUUUGGCCCCUGAAAGGAGAUGUGCUUUAACGUCUACGCGAACCAUGGAAAGAAAACCUAGUGGUGCUGACCCAUACCUCUUUGCAGUAGGUGGGGGCUCACUUUUCGCCAUUCAUGCGGAAUGUGAAGUGUACAACCCUAAAACGGACACUUGGUCCUCGAUAGCGCCUAUGCAGUGGCGCAGAUCAAGAUCGGGGGUUACAGGGUUGAGAAGACUACUUUACGUUGUAGGAGGCUACGAUGGCGCCUCAGACCUAGCCACUGCUGAAUGUUACAACCCACUCAAUAACACGUGGUCACCAAUCACGCCCAUGGGCACAAAAAGAUCAUGUUUAGGAAUUUGCUCUUUCGACGGCUUAAUCUACGUAUGUGGUGGAUAUGACGGUGCUUCUUGUUUAAGCUCGAUGGAAAGGUUCGAUCCAUUAACUGGAAUUUGGUGCAGUUGUCCAGCGAUGAACACAAGAAGGAGAUACUGUAGAAAUGCUGUUGUAGAUAGCAGCAUAUACGCUAUUGGGGGAUUUGAUUCCACGAACUAUCAAGCUUCAGUCGAAAGGUUUGACCCAAGAGAGGGAACUUGGAACCCAGUACCUUCCAUGUCGUCCCGAAGAAGUAGUUGUGGAGUAGCAGCAUUGAAUGGGCACUUGUAUUGCAUAGGCGGAAACGACGGAACGAUGUGUAUGGCAAGUGGAGAACGAUUCAACAUUAGGCGCAAUGCAUGGGAACCCAUAACCUCAAUGCAUCAUAGAAGAUCAACCCACGAAGUUGUAGCCAUCCACAAUUACAUCUACGCCCUUGGUGGUAACGAUGGCUCAUCCAGUUUGAACGUAGUGGAGCAGUACGACCCGAAAACGAAUAAAUGGGUGGUGGUAACUUCUAUGGCCACAAGACGAAGUUCAGUGGGAGCAGCGGUGCUGGAAUGUAUCAACAUCGAACAUGUAUUAAGGCAGACGCGCAAAUCCAGUUGAUCCCAUUUCACUUUAUGAAACUAAAAAGUUGAGUGCGGUCCCACUGAAUGACGAAGAUAUUAGUUUACUCCAAAAAGAUGGAAAUAUUUCAUGAAUAUUUUUAUAUAAACAUGUAAAGCUUUCAUACAAUGUAGUAGGGAGCUAAACUUGGAUUACCGUAUUGAUAUAUGUCAGAAAUGUAGCAUCCAUGCACUAUGAAUUCGAGAAAAGCGAUUUAGGGCUAACGCAUACCGGAUGACAAGCAUAGUAUUUGAAAGGAGUUUUCUCCCGGUAACGAGAAAAACUUCUUACAUUAUCUUGAGCAUUCGUCGACCCUAUAAAUGGUUAGCUGUUGGG
This is a messenger RNA of Acanthoscelides obtectus, 2367 nucleotides long. The record is from the annotation of a GenBank genome assembly. NCBI's taxonomy places the organism in Eukaryota, Metazoa, Arthropoda, Insecta, Coleoptera, Chrysomelidae.